Molecule: messenger RNA, 1758 nt
Organism: Trichomonas vaginalis G3
Lineage: Eukaryota; Parabasalia; Trichomonadida; Trichomonadidae
Product: nucleotide-diphospho-sugar transferases family
Exons: 1
Coding region: 1-1758 (585 amino acids)
Source: RefSeq, a predicted model, not a curated record
AUGUUAAGUAUAUCAAGAUAUGGCCGAACAAUCCGAUUUAACUGCUUUUACAUAUUAAUGGUAUUCCCUUGUAUUGCUGUUGUAUCUGCAAUACUGCUUCCAAGUGAAAAAUAUUUGAUUUUUGAUAUAGAUAAAGAAAAAGUACAAUCUAACUCUAAAUGCAUACAUUACACACACGAUUUCUUUGGUCACGACAUUGAUGAUAUGUAUACAUAUGAUUAUCAUAUGAAUUUAUUAUCAUGUAUGUUUUUCAUUGAUCCUGACGAAGCAGAGAAGCCGCAUUACUUAGUAAUAGGCUCAAAAACCAUGCUUGGCAUCGAAAUAUGCAAUUUACUCAAAAAAUCGAACAUAAAUUUUGGAGAAAUCCGAGAUUACACGCAUUUCAACCUCCAAAACUUCUCAAUCAUUCGGUACCUACGGUCAGUUAUGUUCAGUACUAUUAUCAAUCUUGAACACCUACCACCUGAUAGAGAAAAAGAAUUUAUCAAUUAUUGCGAACACAACAAAAUCAAUUACAUUACGGUAUCUCAAAAUCCAAAAAUGGAAGGUAACUACAAAAAUCUUAUAAUAGAUAAGCCAUUAUUUGGGUCUUCACACAAUAUUUUUCAAGAUUUCCCAAACUCAGAAAUUUUAUCGCUUGAACCACCAGAAUUGUAUAAAAUGCAAAAUUUUGACGAAUAUUACAGCGCAAAAGAUAUUGCAAAUGAAAUAAUUAAACAAAUUCAAUAUAAUAACUUUGCAAAAUCAGAAAAGAGCAUUCCCAUAUCAAGUACCAUUUAUAAGAAAGAUAACAUCCUUAAUUACAUUCGAAAUUACAGAACAAUGAAAUCAGUUGACAUAAAUCUUCAAGAAAAAGUCAAAGAAAUGUAUUAUUUUCAUGAAGACACACUUAGUGAUAACAAAGAACCUUAUCUUACCCAUGUAACUACGCUCUCUGAGGACGAAUCAAUCAUGAAACGCUUUAAUUUAACAUGUUAUGCUCUUGAUAGCAUUUUAUCUGAAUUUCCUGAUAUUCCAUUUGAGUUUCUGAUAGUUUAUUGUACUAGAUCUAAUCAAAAAUUGUCAGAUCAAAUAACAAUUCCAAAAAAUUUGAAAAAAUUCAUUAGAGUUAUCGAAGUACCUCUUUCAUAUUGGUAUGACCUAGGAAUUAAGUUCGAAACUGUUGGUUUUCCUGAAUAUCAAAUGAGAAAUAUUGGAAUAAGGCGAGCAAAAGGAACAUACAUCACAUGUGGAAGUGCUGAUGUUAUUCUGCCUUAUGGAUUCUUCGAAGCCAUUAGAAUUCGGGCUUUUACUGAAAUAAGUUACAUAAGAACAACAAGAAUUUCUUCUCCACCGGAUUUGAAUACAAUUUUUGAUCUUUACAGACAAAAUACAGAUGUUAAGCAGCUUUUUGUCCAUCCUGGUGAAGAAUCAAACUUUGAUGUUGAGCUUUUCAUUGAUGCAUGCGGAGAUUUCCAAGGUAUGCAUAGAGAUGCAUGGAAUAUGAUCCAUGGAUACGCUGAAUCUAGAUUUACUUAUAAUAUUGACGCUUUACUUGCCUUUGAUAGAGCUGCCUUGGCUGGGCCAAUCCUUCUACAGCAUUUUUCUGGAGGCAUUCAUAUAGAACAUGACAAAGUUUCGAAUCUUACUCAACACGUUGAUCCUUGGGACGAAGAAUUAAGGAUUGAGCUUGCUAAAGGAAGACUGACUUACAUUUCAAGGUUCCCAAGAAGGUAUUGGGGUGCAGAAAACGUCAACUUUAGUGAUUAUAGACUUUAA